AGCUUGCUGCCUUUAGACAUUCACAACACCCCGACCACGGUCAGUCUUCAUCGUUACACAGACGAUCAAGAUGGCGACGCAACAGGAUUCGUUGUUCCGCUCGGCGGACAUGUCGCUGACCCAGCUGUACAUGGCCAACGAGAUUGGACGCGAAGUCGUGAGCGCCCUGGGAGAACUGGGCAUCAUGGACUUUAGAGACCUCAACUCGGACACGACCGCUUUCCAGCGUACUUUCACUCAGGAGAUCCGAAGACUCGACAAUGUUGAACGCCAGCUGCGCUACUUCAAGGCACAGAUGGACAAGGCCGACAUUUCGAUGCGCUCCAUGUACGAGUUUGGCGACCGCCUGGCCGCCCCCUCGGCCUCGGAGAUCGACGAGCUUGUCGACCGCAGUCAGACUCUGGAGCAGAGAAUCCAGUCGCUCAACGACAGCUACGAGACGCUCAAGAAGCGUGAGAUGGAGCUGACUGAGUGGCGCUGGGUCCUGCGUGAGGCUGGUGGCUUCUUCGAUCGCGCUCGUGGACAGACAGACGAGAUUCGCCGUUCGAUUGACGAGGACCACGAUGACGAUGCGCCCCUACUCGCCGAUAUGGAGCAGGCUCAGAACGGUGACGGCUCGGGCGAGCGUUCCUUCUCCGUCAUGAACAUUGGCUUCGUUGCCGGUGUCAUCCCUCGCGAGCGCAUGGCCGCAUUCGAGCGCAUCCUCUGGCGUACUCUGCGUGGUAACCUGUACAUGAACCAGAGCGAAAUCGAGGAGCCCAUCAUCAACCCCGAGACCAACGAAGAGAUGCACAAGAGCGUCUUCGUCAUCUUCGCCCACGGAAAGGAGAUCAUCAACAAGAUCCGCAAGAUUUCGGAAUCCCUCGGUGCCGACAUCUACAACGUCGAUGAGAACAGUGAGCUCCGCCGUGACCAGAUGCACGAGGUCAACACUCGCCUUCAGGACCUGGCCAACGUCCUCUCCAACACCAAGCGCACCCUGGACGCCGAGUUGACCAUGAUCGGUCGCAGCCUGGCUGCCUGGAUGAUCAUCGUCUCCAAGGAGAAGGCCGUCUACCAGACCCUCAACCGCUUCUCCUACGACCAGCAGCGCAAGACGCUGAUCGCCGAAGCCUGGUGCCCUACAAACUCGCUUGCUCUUGUCAAGUCGACCCUGCAGGAUGUCAACGACCGUGCUGGCCUCUCUGUUCCCACCAUUGUCAACACCAUCAAGACGUCCAAGACGCCUCCAACCUACAACAAGACCAACAAGUUCACCCUUGGUUUCCAGACCAUCAUCGAUGCGUACGGUACCGCCAAGUACACCGAAGUCAACCCCGGUCUGCCCACCAUUGUUACCUUCCCCUUCCUCUUCGCUGUCAUGUUCGGUGAUUUCGGUCACGGUUUCCUCAUGACUAUGGCUGCUUGCGCCAUGAUCUACUGGGAGAAGCCCCUUUUGCGCUCCAAGCAGGACGAGCUCUUCUCCAUGGCUUUCUUCGGUCGCUACAUCAUGCUCAUGAUGGGUAUCUUCUCCAUGUACACUGGUCUCAUCUACUGUGACGCCUUCUCCAAGGAGCUCGCCAUCUUCCCCUCUAUGUGGGAAGUCCCUGACUUCAAGCCCAACCAGACCGUCACUAUGGUUCGCAAGGAGGGUUACACCUACCCCUUCGGAAUGGAUUGGCGCUGGCACGAUACUGACAAUGACCUUCUCUUCUCCAACAGUUACAAGAUGAAGCUCAGUAUUCUUCUUGGUUGGGCCCACAUGACCUACUCUCUCUGCCUCUCCUACAUCAACGCCAGACACUUCAAGACCCCCAUCGACAUCUGGGGCAACUUUGUUCCUGGCAUGAUCUUCUUCCAGUCCAUCUUUGGUUACCUCGUUUUCACUAUCAUCUACAAGUGGUCAAUCGACUGGUAUGCCAUCGGCGCAAACCCACCUGGUCUGCUCAACAUGCUCAUCUACAUGUUCUUGCAACCUGGUACCGUCGAAGAGCAACUCUACUCUGGCCAGGCUGCUGUCCAGGUUAUCCUGCUUCUUGCCGCCGUCUGCUGUGUACCCAUCAUGCUCUUCUUGAAGCCCUUCUACCUGCGCUGGGAGCACAACCGUGCCAGAGCUAUGGGCUACAGCGCUGUUGGUGAAAGCCAGAGAGUCAGUGCCCUUGACGAUGAUGACGACGAGCACCACGGCAUGAAUGGUGGUAGACAGAGCUUUGCCAGCGAAGACGGUGCCGCCAUCAUCACCCAGGACAUCCACAGCGAGGAGCAUGAAGAGUUCGAAUUCUCAGAAGUCAUGAUCCACCAGGUCAUUCACACCAUCGAGUUCUGUCUCAACUGUGUCUCCCACACUGCCUCUUACCUCCGUCUUUGGGCUCUGUCACUUGCCCAUCAGCAGCUGUCUAUUGUGUUGUGGUCUAUGACUCUGGCUAACGCCUUUGCCUUUACCGGUGUCGCUGGUGCCUUUGUCAUCUUCGGCUUCUUCGUUGUUUGGUUCUUCCUUACUGUUGCUGUCUUGGUCGUCAUGGAGGGUACCUCUGCCAUGUUGCACAGUUUGAGAUUGCACUGGGUCGAAGCCAUGAGCAAGCACUUCCUUGGUGAUGGUGUUCCAUUCGAGCCCUUCAGUUUCGAAACCAUACUCGAAGAAGAAAUGGCUGAUCUGAAGUAGCGUGUGUAGCUGCUUGAUAUCAGUUUUCAUACGUUGUUGCAUUGCAUCUCGUUGUCGUUUUCAUUUUGUAUGUAGAAUCUACCGUAUAGAUGAGAUCUUGUUGUCUCUUUUGAGUUUCUCUAAGAUACCAUCCAUGAUCUCUUUGCUUGUUCGUAGUUCAUUCUUGGCGUAUUACAAAGGAACCAAAGUCAAGUAGGUGGUCACACACACGAGCUGCGAUGAAGUCCACCAAGCUUCUUGAUCAUUUGAAUGUUGUAUCAUGUGCUUUCAGAAACAACAGCACCGCC
Aureobasidium pullulans EXF-150 is the source of this 2928-nucleotide messenger RNA. Its product is annotated as V0/A0 complex, 116-kDa subunit of ATPase. The record is from RefSeq and is a predicted model, not a curated record. Gene Ontology annotation, cellular component: vacuolar proton-transporting V-type ATPase, V0 domain; vacuolar proton-transporting V-type ATPase complex; fungal-type vacuole membrane. Gene Ontology annotation, molecular function: proton-transporting ATPase activity, rotational mechanism; ATPase binding. Lineage: Eukaryota; Fungi; Ascomycota; Dothideomycetes; Dothideales; Saccotheciaceae. Gene Ontology annotation, biological process: proton transmembrane transport; vacuolar acidification. The coding region runs from base 71 to 2641 and encodes 856 amino acids. The transcript has 4 exons.